CUCUAACAUGUAACCCCGACGAGGGUCUGUCCAGCUUCUCGGCUACGCCUCCCUCCCCUUCGGAAUAAACAGAUAGAGCUACUUUUUCUUCAAAAGGGAAAGGGGUCAACUCGCAAAUCCUAUUUAUAGUUUUGGGGCCGAGAUUUGAUUGCCGACCGCAAGAGAGAGGAGGAGGAGCGGCGAUAAUGUCAGGCAUAGCGCGUGGAAGAUUGACGGAGGAGAGGAAGUCAUGGCGAAAGAAUCAUCCUCAUGGUUUUGUGGCGAAGCCCGAGACCCUACCGGAUGGCUCGGUGAAUCUCAUGGUCUGGCACUGCACGAUCCCUGGGAAGCAAGGGACCGACUGGGAAGGUGGUUACUUCCCACUUACACUUCACUUCAGUGAGGACUACCCCAGCAAACCACCAAAGUGCAAGUUCCCCCAAGGUUUCUUCCACCCAAACGUCUACCCUUCUGGAACUGUAUGCUUGUCGAUUCUGAACGAGGACAGUGGAUGGAGGCCGGCCAUCACUGUCAAGCAGAUUCUUGUCGGGAUACAAGAUUUGCUGGAUCAGCCAAAUCCUGCUGAUCCUGCCCAGACUGAUGGUUACCACCUCUUUAUACAGGAACCAACAGAAUACAAGAGAAGAGUCAGGCAACAGUCCAAGCAGUACCCACCUCUUAUUUAAUUGUUUAUUGCAUGUCUUUAUCUGACUAAGCUGCAACUUUCUUCAAACACUAAAAACAUCUCGUUUGCGUGUGCAUGUGUCUCUUCUCAAUUGUGAGUGCAAUACAUCUGAUACAUGACAGAAACAUCGUUGCAACUGUUCAAUCAAAAACUGGCUUCCUGGUUAACAAACACUUGUUUAUAAGAUGGGAGUCUAAUGUUUUGUGAAUUUCUUUGAUAAUGAAAUGUCUUGGUCCUUAUUUACUUUCA
Asparagus officinalis (garden asparagus) is the source of this 913-nucleotide messenger RNA. Its product is annotated as SUMO-conjugating enzyme SCE1-like. NCBI's taxonomy places the organism in Eukaryota, Viridiplantae, Streptophyta, Magnoliopsida, Asparagales, Asparagaceae. The record is from RefSeq and is a predicted model, not a curated record. The coding region runs from base 186 to 665 and encodes 159 amino acids. Gene Ontology annotation, cellular component: nucleus. Gene Ontology annotation, molecular function: SUMO conjugating enzyme activity. The transcript has 5 exons. Gene Ontology annotation, biological process: protein sumoylation.